Messenger RNA from Aphanomyces invadans, 954 nucleotides. Its product is annotated as ATP:cob(I)alamin adenosyltransferase. Gene Ontology annotation, molecular function: corrinoid adenosyltransferase activity. NCBI's taxonomy places the organism in Eukaryota, Oomycota, Saprolegniomycetes, Saprolegniales, Verrucalvaceae. The record is from RefSeq and is a predicted model, not a curated record. Bases 127 to 726 code for a protein of 199 amino acids. The transcript has a single exon.
CAGGCGGUGUGCCGCCAGCUUCUGAAACACCCGCUACGAAGUUGCUCCGCGACGUGGUCAACAGGUCCCCGUCUUUUCCGAGCGCCUCAAGUCCUCCCUACAGACAUUCGAACCCAGCAUCGCACAAUGAAAGUGUACACCAAGACUGGUGACAAGGGCACGUCCCAACUCUUUUCUGGCGAACGUCGCCGAAAGGACGACGCCGUGUUCAUGGCGCUCGGCGACACGGACGAACUGAACGCCCAGAUUGGUGUUGCAUUAACACAAUUUGAACUGCUCGGCAUUGAGACAACCCUGCAUCCAGGCGUGGAGUUUCAAUCGCGCCUGGAGGAGAUUCAGUCGAGACUGUUCGACGUUGGCGCAAGCGUUGCGACACCUUUGAGCUCCGCUGGCCAAAGUAAGAUUCGCCGCGCUGAAUUCGAACCGUCGAAUGUGACUGUCUUGGAAACCUGGAUCGACGAAAUGGAUGAACAUUUGGAGCCUUUGCGCAAUUUCAUUCUGCCCAGCGGUGGUGGCCUGGCGUCUUGUCAACUCCAUGUCGCUCGUGCCGUGUGCCGCCGUGCCGAGCGCCGCGUGGUGUCCAUCGGAGGCGACGACGUUGAUCCAGUUGUCAUUCAAUAUUUGAAUCGAUUGAGCGACUUUCUGUUCGUUGCCGCCCGGUUCGUCGCGUUCUUGGAAGGCAAAUCCGAGACCAUUUGGAAGAAGCAAGUAAAACCAACGUCGUAAACUAACUACUGUUCUUGUGUACACGGAAUGAUCGCAGCACCACGAGUUCUAGAGGCUUUGACUCGUCGCUACACCAAUUUCAAGGAGAGGUGGCUGCUGUCGAGACGUGCCUAUCGACGACGUCGUCGUGGUCGCUACGAGUGCUGAGGCUAGUACUAGAGAGUUGGAGUUGAAUGCAUACAAAAUCGGAGCUGCGGCUUCUUCGCUGCCGCCACUCCCAUUGUUUCA